AUGCCGACAUGCGAUUCCUUCUACGCGUGGGAGGCCACCAGGCUCGUCCUCAUUUGGGUGACCGGGGUCAUCAUCAUCUGCUCCGCCUUUGGCGCCGGCUACAAGUACCACCACGCCACACCCUGCCACUGUGGCUCCACCGACAACGCACCGAUGCCCAGGCCCAUCAUGGCCCAGCCGCCAUCCAUGGCCCGGCCCACCACAGCUCCAACACCGGCGCCCUUUCCUGCCCGGCCGCGGCCACUGGCAGCAACUGCUCCGGCCGUCGCCGCCAUGGUGCUGCUGCCUCCACCACCGCGGCCGUCUCCGAAAGCGCCGAGCCCGAAGGCGUCCUGA
Messenger RNA from Brachypodium distachyon (stiff brome), 336 nucleotides. RefSeq names its product alpha carbonic anhydrase 8-like. Lineage: Eukaryota; Viridiplantae; Streptophyta; Magnoliopsida; Poales; Poaceae. The coding region runs from base 1 to 336 and encodes 111 amino acids. The record is from RefSeq and is a predicted model, not a curated record. The transcript has a single exon.